Messenger RNA from Hemicordylus capensis (graceful crag lizard), 1057 nucleotides. Its product is annotated as C-type lectin BfL-2-like. The record is from RefSeq and is a predicted model, not a curated record. The transcript is spliced from 6 exons. Bases 274 to 753 code for a protein of 159 amino acids. NCBI's taxonomy places the organism in Eukaryota, Metazoa, Chordata, Lepidosauria, Squamata, Cordylidae. Gene Ontology annotation, molecular function: signaling receptor activity.
CAAAAAGGAGUUCACACUCUACCUGGCAGCAAGGGGUCUUCUGCUGCAGAGAACAGUGGUGGCCACUCUGGCUGCCUCCUCCUUCCUGGCUGGCUUGGGCCCUACUCGAGUUCAGGCUUCACUGCGGCCUACACGGAGGCCUCCGUGGAAGCCCCGCCCACCCGCCAAUCAGCUGAGAGGCGGGAGAAAAGGAGCUCUUUGCAGCUGGGCUGCUGCUUCCAUUGCGGGCCAGCAGAACAAGCAGGAGAGACGGCGAAGAGGGAGAACAAGAAGAUGGGACAGUCGGUCUACCUUGGACUCUGCCUGCUGGGCUGCCUCCUCUUUAAGCCUUUGGUGGAAGGAGCUGAACCCACAUCCUGCUCGCAGGGAUGGCUGCAGUACCAGGGCAGGUGCUAUGGGUACCUGUCCAACCUACGCAACUGGGCUGAGGCAGAGAUCGCCUGCCAGAGCUAUGGCUGGCGUGGCCACCUGGCCUCUAUUGUUAACGAUGAGGAAGCAGCCGAGGUGGCCAGCUACAUCCAGACCAAUCACCAGAAUACAGCUAAUGUCUGGAUUGGAUUGCAUGACCCCCAGAAUAACAGGGAGUGGAAAUGGACGGAUGGCUCCAUAUCCAGCUAUGAGUCUUGGAAUGCUGGAGAACCCCACAAUCUGAAGAAUGACUGCGUGGAGCUUGGGGCGGCUUCUGGCUAUCUGCUGUGGAAUGACGAGAACUGCCAAUCAAAGCGUGCCUUCCUCUGCAUGUACCGCCUCUAGUGCCAGCCCUUGCCCUUCUUGGUCUCUCCAGAGGGAGGAGCUCAACAUCUGUGGAGAGGCCACUAAGAAGAUACCUUCAGAAAAGGAAGAGGGGGCGGGGCCUGUCCUGCAAAGAAUUCAGAAUUCAUAUAGUGCUCUUACUAUAUGGUAACAUCAGCUCCCUAUAGAUUGAUUGAGAUGUGAAGUCUGUUGUUAAUGUCCUCUGCCUGUUGAUGGUAGUGUGAAUGAAUUGAUCUUGAUUUUGGUCAGCGACCAGAAAUUGAUUGUAGUAAAACGCCAAUAAACUCCAUCCUUAUCUCUCUGU